AUGCCUUCUCUGCUCUUCCUCCCCUUUGCCAGCAAUGCCGAAGUUGGCUUCUGGAAGAAUGUAUCUGAAAAGAAACUGCAAUCCAUUAAACUCAGCGAAGAUCCACUCCCACUCCAGGGCCACUAUACGACCACUGCAUCUAGUUCAACCUUGUCGAUAGGGUCUUCAGAAGUUAUCACAAGCACACAUACUGCGGUGAAUACAAAAACAACUCAAUCAUUGAAGGAUACAGGAGAACGUAAUGUUAAUAAUCCUUUGAAGUUGACCGCCCAAGAGGAGGCAGUUAUACUGCCGCCUCGAUUCACUCUUGGAGACCGAGGGUUAGUUAGCACGCAGCCAACAGAGAGUGCAG
Sphaeroforma arctica JP610 is the source of this 352-nucleotide messenger RNA. RefSeq lists its product as hypothetical. The transcript has a single exon. The record is from RefSeq and is a predicted model, not a curated record. Lineage: Eukaryota; Ichthyosporea; Ichthyophonida. The annotation marks the transcript as partial.